AUGACUUCAUUACAAACCGAAGACGAAAUCUAUGAUGUUCUCAUCAUCGGUGCAGGCCCCUGUGGUCUUGCCAUCUCUGCUCGUCUUCACGAACACACACCCGCCGCACUCUUCACAGACGAAGAACACCGUCGCUUCCACUGGAUCUCCAAGUAUGGCAACAAAAUGCCCCUGAAGCACGUCCGAAGCGGUAGAAUCACAGCUGCCAAGUCUCCCGUCCAAAAGCCGCAGUACAGGAUGCUCGUGCUUGACGCUGACAGUGAUACCUGGAUGGGUCGCUGGAACAGACUGUUCAAGAUGUACGACAUCUCACAUCUAAGAAGUCCUAUGCUUUGGCAUGUUGAUCCUCUUGAUCGUGAUGCCUUGCUUGCGCAUGCGUAUGCGAAUGAAAGAGAGGAUGAACUCAUUGAGAUUCGGAAUUGUGUGGGCAAGGAGGUUAGCAAGCAUGGGAGAAAGAAGAGUGGUCAACGAGCUUGUGGUAGAAGACAAGAAGCUCGUGUUGACAUCAACGUGAGAGAGCGCAACGACUACUACAACCCCUCUACAGCUCUCUUCUGCGACCAUUGCGAAAAGGUGGCUGCUCGGUAUAGUCUGGGCCCAGACAUUAUCCGCAAAGAAGCCCUCGAGCAUUUAGACUACGGCGAAGUCAAGGGUGUCUCCAUAGACGGAGAGAAGCUCUUCACUGUGACGUCCAACAAAGUCCGUCGCUAUGCUCGCACAGUGGUAUUAGCUGUCGGUCCCGCCAACGUGGCCAAGAUCCCACACAUCCCCUCUAUGCCUGACACUGGGAAGCUCCCUCAGACAUGUCACAGCAUGCACAUCACAGAAUUUCCCGAUCCUCUGGUGAAACAGAGAAUUGCUGCACGUCGAGAAACGAAUAUUCUUGUCGUGGGCGGCGGUCUCACGUCUGCGCAGUUGACGGACCUGGCUAUUCGCAAAGGAGUGACCAAAGUAUGGCAUGUCAUGCGUGGACCUCUACGUAUCAAGCACUUUGACGUUUCGCUCGAUUGGAUGGGCAAGUUCAAGAACGCCAAGCAAGCACAGUUCUACUAUGCUGAUUCUGACGAUGAGCGGAUUGAGAUGAUCAAGGAGGCCAGAGGUGGAGGAAGCAUCACUCCAGUGUUCCACAAACGCCUCAAGAAGCAUCUCGCCACCAAGAAACUGGAACUCUUUACAGAAACAAACCUCGUUGAUGCAUCGUUCGACGCAGAGAGCGGUACCUGGACUGUUCAAACAAACCCGCCUGUUGAGAUGCCAGCUAUGGAUUACAUGUACUUUGCAACAGGCAUCCAAACAGAUUUCUCCUCUCUUCCAUAUCUGCAGACUAUCUUGCAGAAACAUCCUAUCGAAGGACGAGGUGGAUUCCCCUGCAUCAACAACGACCUCAUGUGGAAUGAUGAGGUCCCGCUGUUCAUGAUGGGAAGGCUCGCAGCACUGCGUCUCGGGCCCGCAGCGCCGAAUCUUGGAGGUGCACAAGUCGGUGCUGAGAGAGUUGCAUGGGCAAUAGAAGAUCGAUUCCCAAGACCUGGCGAGGUUGAAGCGGUGGAGGAUCACAGGAAGGGAUACUUGUCAGGUCAUGGAAAUAUGUACAGCUCUUUAGCUUGCGAGUAA
This is a messenger RNA of Fusarium pseudograminearum CS3096, 1611 nucleotides long. RefSeq lists its product as uncharacterized. The record is from RefSeq and is a predicted model, not a curated record. The coding region runs from base 1 to 1611 and encodes 536 amino acids. The transcript is spliced from 2 exons. Lineage: Eukaryota; Fungi; Ascomycota; Sordariomycetes; Hypocreales; Nectriaceae.